Molecule: messenger RNA, 879 nt
Organism: Durio zibethinus
Lineage: Eukaryota; Viridiplantae; Streptophyta; Magnoliopsida; Malvales; Malvaceae
Product: AP-1 complex subunit sigma-1-like
Biological process (GO): intracellular protein transport; vesicle-mediated transport
Cellular component (GO): AP-1 adaptor complex; membrane coat
Molecular function (GO): clathrin-cargo adaptor activity
Source: RefSeq, a predicted model, not a curated record
AUGGAACAAGAACAAAGUACCCGUAUAGACAAGAUCGAGAAAGCUCAAGAGGAGAUAAAAAUAGAGUUAGCAAAGAUGAUGGAAAUGCUAGAGAAAUUAGAUAAAGGUAAAAUAGUAAAAGAUACCCUAAAUUCAAAUGAGAAAUGGGAUAUUGUGGAUCUUCUACACCUUUUGGGGUUUGGCCCAAAUCAAGGCCAAUCUCUUCUAAAUACACAAGCCUCACGGAUGCCAUUUUCUGAGGCAUAUCCUGAAGUACCAUUUCAUAGUUACACUAACCCUACCUUUGGGGCAAAAAUGUAUGAUCCAAUUGAGGUCCCUGCUUUUGAUGAUCUUAAAGAGAAAGAAAGAUUGAAGUUGAAAACUUCUAAGUGUAACAGUGUGCACUACUCGUUCCAGAUUCACUUUGUUCUUCUAGUUAGCCGCCAAGGAAAGGUCAGGUUGACCAAGUGGUAUUCACCUUAUUCCCAGAAGGAGAGAAGUAAGGUAAUCCGGGAGCUUAGUGGCAUAAUACUCACUCGAGGCCCCAAGCUGUGCAACUUUGUAGAGUGGAGGGGCUUCAAAGUUGUCUAUAAAAGAUAUGCAGGUCUCUACUUUUGCAUGUGCAUUAACCAAGAUGACAAUGAACUGGAGAUUCUUGACAUAAUUCACCAUUAUGUUGAGAUACUGGACCGCUAUUUUGGCAGUGUAUGUGAACUGGACUUGAUCUUUAAUUUCCAUAAGGCUUAUUACGUAUUGGAUGAGCUUUUAAUUGCUGGUGAACUUCAAGAAUCAAGCAAGAGAACAGUCUUACGUUUGGUAGAUGCACAGGAUUCAAUAGUGGAGGUUGCAAAAGAGCAGGCCAGCUUAGUGGGCAAUAUAAUUGCACAGGCCACCAAAUAG